This is a messenger RNA of Gopherus evgoodei (Goodes thornscrub tortoise), 5627 nucleotides long. It is a transcript of the gene ETAA1, whose product is annotated as ETAA1 activator of ATR kinase. Lineage: Eukaryota; Metazoa; Chordata; Testudines; Testudinidae. The transcript has 4 exons. Bases 1481 to 3865 code for a protein of 794 amino acids. The record is from RefSeq and is a predicted model, not a curated record.
AUUCCCAUAGCUAGUUUGAGCUCAUUUUGUGCCUUUGCCUUUCUAAUCUUGCCCGUGACGCUUGUUUUCUAAGAUGUCAAUACGGUUCUCCUUUAGACUACUUUGCCUGUUGAAGCCAAUUAUGGUGCUCAGAGGCCUGCCUUUGGGAUAAUUUUUCAGACUCUCUAUGCAGCUCAGUUUAUUACAAUAAUAUUUCUGCAAUUAAAAUUAAAAAGUUGGAUCAGCAAUAAAAUCAUACAACUUGCAUUUCUCUGCUGGCCACAGACUCUCAUAAAAGGUACCAUCAAGUCAGAAUUUCCUGUGAAUGCAAAGUUACAAGAAGUACAGUACAGUAAACGAUAAAUACUAUUAUUCAUAUCUUAAACAAGUCUGAAACUAGAAUUUUGAGUAUCUCAUAAUUAGUGGUUAUAAGAUAGCCAGCACGUUGCACUCUCAGGAUUAAAUCCUCAGCUGGUGUAAAUUCACAUAGCUCUAUUAAGACACUUUAUACCAGGUGAGUAUGUGACUGCUUACAUUUAAUCUUGUAAAUUGGCUAGAGGGAGUAGCUCACCUAAUAGAGAAAAGACAGUGGCAAGCAGGAGCUUGCAGACUUUGAGAUUAAAAAAAGAAUAUCAAAAUUGAAGUCAGUUUAAAUUUGUAUGUCAGAUUUGUUUUAAUUUUUGCCAUUUCCCUUUGAACAUUUUUAUAAAUUGUAUCCUUUUGUAUAUUCCCAACAUUUUUCUAAAGGUACAUAAUGUUACUUUAUUUGUGUAAAUCAGAUUAAAUGAAAGGAUGGUCCAGUUUCUGAAUACCUUCUGGCUUUGAUUUCUUAAAGUUACAUUUCUAAAAAGCAAUAUUCAUAGAUAAGUUGUUUAAUACUCUGCUAAACAUGAAUGGGCUUUCAAGAAUACUUCGUUUUUAUACUUUGUUUAUAUCUAAUGUACAGAAUUUUAGUCCAGUUUACUGAUGUAAACUGACUAUAAAUAGUAACAGUUGAGCAACUGUUAAUCUUGUCAACUUUUUAUAUUGCUGUUUCAACUGGAAAUCCAAAAUCCUGGAAAUAUAGUAACUGUUAACAAUUUAAAAUACUUUAUUCAUUUUGUGUUGCCAUUCCAGUCUUAUUCCUUUUUAUUUUUUGUUGAAAGAAGCAAUCUAACCAUGGAAAAAAGACCAUUAAUCUUAUUUUACUCUUAAAAUAUGAAUUAUCUUGAAAUUUCAACUAGCAAAGUGCAGGAACCAUACAAGAUUAAGAUGAGGAAAGACUGUGCAAUAGCAUUGAUAUAAUUACAUUGCUUGGUUAUUCUAGUAGAUAAAGUUAGUAAUGUCUAUGUUUGUAAUCCUAGUCAGUUUUCAGGUUGAUGCCAGUGCACCUGUGUAAUUGUCAUCCAGAGCCUGGAAUUUGACAAAAUAAACAAGAUGCUAUUCUAACAGCAGGGCCAUCUUUUACUGAAGCAUAAGACCCGAUGAAAAACCAGGCGGUUCUGAGGGAUCUCUUCUAGGGAUGUGGAUUGGUGAGGAUGCUAUUCCCUGUACACCUGGAGUAGUAAAAGUGCGAACUAGGACAAAAUUAAAUGGUACACGAGAUCAUAAAAUAAAAAAUACUGAAGAGGAACUGAUGAAGUUGGCUAAGCAAUUUGAUAGAAACCAGGUAGAGCUAGAUACAGUCAAGGAGCAAGAUGAUCAAUGCAAUGGUUUUGUUCAGACUAGUGCAGAGGCAGAGACUUUAAAUAAUUAUAAAGAUGAUGCACAGAUGAAAAAUCUGCAGUCAUUCCUUGAUGAAGAUUCUGAAACACCUACUGUUCUGUCCUUGAAGCCAGUUCAAGAGAGCACUGGCAUCCCUGCUAUAGAAUGUCAAACUAGCAGCCAGAAGUCUUUAGACCUUGAGGCCGAAGUGGCUCUUAAUGCCCUUUUUGAUUGCUCUACCCAGAAAUGUAGUGGACAGUUGAGCCAAGGCCUAUCAGCUAUUUCCCUAAACAAUAGUUUCCAUGAAAGCCCCAAAAGCCCCUUGGUGGAGGAGAAGCACACUUUUAAGGAAAGUACAGUAACCAAGCAGCACAUUGCUGAAGAGAGAUGCCAGAAGCAAGGUUCAACAUGUGCAUCAGAAAGUGUGAACCAGAUUGCAGCUCCAGAAACUAAGAAUAUUCCUUUGCUGCCAAAACUAAGUUUAACAUCUUCGAAGAUAGAAUCAUUGAUUUCUAGUAAGCCUGCUGAACUAGCUCAUGAUGACUUUGAUGAUUGGGAUAUUGAUUUAUUGGCAGAUGAUUCCUUUGUAAUGCAGAUUAGUACUCCUGAAAAAGCUUUAUCAGCUCCUAAAAAGCCAAACACACACGCUUUCAGUGGCAUUAGUAAAACUAAGGAAAGAACAAAUACUUCUAAUUCUGUAAUUGGUGUAAGUUUUUCAUCCAAAUCCAACGGUAUUCAAUAUGCACCUCUGAAACAAAAUAAUAAAACAAUACAAGAUGCUGCAAAAUCUCUUUCUUUCCAGAAACCAAAUAACGAGAUGGAAAAUUCAAAGGUACAGGCUGGUUUUCUACGUAUGGAGCAUGAUGUUAAACCUUAUACAGUAAAUUCCACUUGGAAAAGUGCCCAAAACAAAGUUUCUGAUCAUACUUCUCUUAUUUCAGUAGAAUCUGACCUUAAGAAUGGAAUGGAAUGCAUUCAGCCUAAAUGUGGUCCUACUAGUUUUCCGGUAAAAGGAUACUCUUCCAUCUUGAUACACUCUAAUCCUCAUAGAACACAGACUGGAAAACAUGGAAAUAACAAACACAAUAUUUUCCCUCAGUCAUCUAUUUCUGCUAACACUAAGCCUAAUGAUCUAGUGAAGGUGGUGACCUGUAUUGGUGUGGCUAACCUAAAACAAGCUGAAAUGCCUCAGAAAUGUUCUGUGUCAUUUGAUGAUUGGAAUGAUCCUAAGUUUCCUGAUGAAGUUUUAGAUAUGUUUUGUGAAUCUGAUAGUCUUUGGGACACAAACUGCGAAGAUGAUGAUUUGUUGUAUCAGGUGUGUGAUGAUGUAGAAAAACAAACUCAGAACCAAGACAUUAAACAUGGAAACAAAAGAGCAAUAAUUAUAAAAGAAGCCAGUAUUACUUCCAAAUCUGAUGCCGAUAACAGCUUCACAGCAUCUAAAAAAGGACUGCCUAAACACCCAUUGGCACAAAAAAUCAGUGCCAACCAGGACACCAGCUCAGUGAGUACUCCUUGUACAAACUCCUCAAAGGUUACAGACAAAUUAACUACAUUUGGAAAUGUAGUGAACUGUACAAAUUCUGCAAAUCCUAUAGCUGUGAUGGCAAAUGUUCCUAUACAACACAGGUAUACCCAUUCCCAAAACUAUAAUAAAGCUGCUUCUGCAAAUACUACAAACAGUUUUCCAGGCAAAUGGUAUCGGUCUAAUUCUGUGCCUGCAGGUAGUCUCAGUUCUGAAAUUGGCCCAAUUAACAUAACAAAUGGGUGUACUAAUACUUUUAAUGGAGGAUGCAACCAAGACCUUUCACACAACACAGGAAAUAUACAAAAUAACAGUUGUAUGAAUAAAAUGUCAGUUGUGCCUUCAAAGUUUACAUUUAAAAAGAUUAGCAAUUCCCAGGUUGCUGUUCAUGUGGAUCCUAAAAGUAUAAGUAUAGGACGCACUUCUGGAAUCAAAGUUACUCAGCAGGGUUUGGAAGAAAGCAAGAAUCAACUGAACAUCCCUUUGCAUGGGAAGAUUAAAAUUAAUCAAAAGCCACCUUUUAAGAGGCACCUUUCAGAAUCUCUGGCAGAGUCAACAACAGCAUUUGUGAUAGAACAGAAAAACAGAAAAUGUUCUCAAGAAGAAAUUGAAAGGAAAAAACAAGAAGCUCUUGCUCGAAGAAAAUCCAGAAUGCAGGCAUGUCUCAGAGAUACUUGAAUUUGGUCUGGAUUUUUUGCCAUUUAAUUUGUUGGGUAGGAAAAUGAUUGUAAUAAAGACUGAACCAUUUUUAAAAUUCUGUCUGUGAUGCCUCAUCUUGAUCUUUUUUACUUCUGUAUGUGAAAUUGAUGCUGGACUAUGUUAAAUUAAUUAAAUUAUAAAAACAGUUUACAGUUGUAAACAACAGUUUCCUCCAAGUGUCUUAAUAGCCACUACAAUGAGUUCAAUAUCGUGUACACACUGGUACUGUCACAUGUUGCAAUUGUGUGGUUUAAAAUUCAUGUGAAUAGUAUUUAAAGUGUUCAAGAAAGGUAUACAGCAGAAAGUUCAUUCACAUGUUUCUAUUGUUUUUCUUUGUUUCUCACUUAUCAGCAAGAUUUUUGUUUUAAAUCCAUGAAGUGAGUAGGCUGAAACACUAGUGUGUGCAUUUAUUAUAUCUCUGUGGUUCUCAAAUUGUUUUAAUAAACUUGAAACUAACUCAUGGAGAUGAGAGCCUAAAAAUUCAGCUUCCAGAAGAUGAAGUUAGUGCUCACUGAUUAGAACAAGUCCACCCAUCAAAAAAUUAGUGGAAAUACAUACAAUCUGGAGAGUCCAUUGUCAGUCUGCUUCUUUUAAGUGACGGACUAGCAUAUAUGUGGUAAAGAAAGAACCUAGCAUAGCAGAUAGCUAAUCUGUAAGAUAAAGACAUACUGAAAAAGACACUUCUCUGUUUCUUCCAUUAAGAGUUGUAGGUAUUGUUUUCCUGGCUACCAUUUUGAAGGGGUUCCUGGUUAUGCCACCCAUCUUCCAAAAACAAGUAUUCUGGGGUUAAUUAAAAUGCAGCUAAUGCUACUUUACUGAACCAUUAUCAAACUGUGUAGGAAAAAUAGAAUCUACUAGGCCAGAUCCUCAAAUGGUGUAAAUCAGAAUAGCUACAUUGACUGACUGCAAUGGAAUUACACAGAUUUUUUUGAGUUAAUGAUCUGGCCUGUUGUCUCUUGUAUGGGUAUGGCUUCAUUUGGUUAAAUGUGAUUAGAAUUAAAUACACAAUGUGGAAGAUUGUACUACAACUACUUUAAUCAGUUCAGUGUUCAAAUGCCUGAAACUUCACAACUAUGUUUUCAAAUUGAAAUAGAUUUUGGUGUAACCCUUGGCCAGUAAAGCACUUAAACAUGAUGGAUUCAAUGCUAUACUCUUCCUUACUUGACCUGAUGAACUGGAGUUUUGAAUUUUGAAGCUCUGUUUUAACAGUGAUACAUGGAGAAUGAGUUCAAAUUGUAAAAUGUGUGUGGUUAAGCUGGUAGGCAUUUCACAACAGAAAACUGCUUUCAGUUUAAAUGUUUUGAUAUCACUUAUGACAUUAUGAAAAAGUAUUUGAUUAUCUGGUUUUGUAAAUAAAUACAUUGCUGAGUGUAGCCAAAGGCUCACAAAGUCUUCAUCUCCUGUAGACUGUGCUUUUGGUUUGUAAAACUUACAAAUGUAAAUAUUGUAUAUUUGUAAACCAUUAUUAAACUUGCAAUUUUUACAUCUAAGUAUUCUAUCUUGUUCUGUGAUUGGAAAAUUGUCACGCUAAAAGUAAAUUUUAGUGAAGAAUAUUCCAAAGCAUGAAAAAAGGAAGGCUGGUCUUAUGGUUAAAACACUGGAUUGGGAUUUAAGAAACCUGAGUUUAAUACCUGAUUUUUUUUGUCAUGAAUUUCAUUGUCACUUUAGGCAAGUCACUUUAAUCUUUUAGUUAUUCAUGUUUCAUGUCCAAAUGUUUGUGUAUCCGUUACAAACUUUUAAU